AUGGAGCACACAGCGGGGUUGCGCCCUCGCCCCUCCUCUCCUCUCUCCCUGCUCCUUUCCGCCCCGUUCCCCGGGCUGGAGAGCCUUUUGGAGGGUGCCCUCAGCCUGGUUCCGGCACGCCUGCCAGGCUGCGGGGAGGACCGAGGAGUGCAGGACCCUGAACGAGCGCUCCCCGCGGCGCACAUGCAGUCCCGGCGCUCAGCCGGGUCCAGCCCAGCCCCAGGAGGGCUGGAGCACAGGCUUAAGUACAGGCCCUCCACCCCGAGGUCACUUGACACCCUGUCCCCCACACCCGGACAAUCCCAGCCCCCCAUUCCUAGGGGCUCGCUCCGUUCCUCCCCCUGCUUGCCCCCACCCACUGCCGGCAGCUCCUCCCUCGCGGAGACCCAUAAGGCGGCCGGAACCGCAAGCCACAUGCUCGGCGGCACCAUGAAUGUCUCGGACAGCGCCGGGGACACCCGCAAUGUGGACGAUGGCGGCUGGCAGCCCGAGGCAGUCCUGGUGCCCACGCUCUUCGCGCUCAUCUUCCUCGUGGGCACCGUGGGCAACGCACUGGUGCUGGCCGUGCUGCUGCGCGGUGGCCAGGCCAUCAGCACCACCAACCUAUUCAUCCUCAACCUAAGUGUGGCGGAUUUGUGCUUCAUCGUGUGCUGCGUCCCCUUCCAGGCCACCAUCUACACCCUGGACGACUGGGUGUUCGGCUCACUGCUCUGCAAGGCCGUGCACUUUCUCAUCUUUCUCACCAUGCACGCCAGCAGCUUCACACUGGCUGCUGUCUCCCUGGACAGGUAUCUAGCCAUCCGUUACCCGCUGCACUCCAGGGAGUUGCGCACGCCCCGCAACGCUCUGGCGGCCAUCGGGUUCAUCUGGGGGUUGUCGCUGCUCUUCUCUGGACCGUACCUGAGCUACUACGGCCAGUUGCAGCUGGCCAACCUGACCGUGUGCCACCCGGUGUGGAGUGCGUCUCGUCGCCGCGCCAUGGACCUGUGCACCUUCAUCUUCAGUUAUCUGUUGCCACUGCUGGUGCUCGGCCUGACCUAUGCGCGCACCUUGUGCUACCUCUGGCACACGGUCGACCCAGUAUCUGCCGGCUCCGGCGCCCGGCGCGCCAAGCGCCAAGUGACGCGCAUGAUUGUCAUUGUGGCCACGCUCUUCUGUCUUUGCUGGAUGCCCCACCACGCGCUCAUCCUCUGGGUCUGGUUUGGACGCUUCCCCCUCACGCGCGCCACCUACGCUCUGCGCAUCCUCUCGCACCUUGUCUCCUACGCCAACUCCUGCGUGAAUCCCAUCGUUUAUGCGCUCGUCUCCAAACACUUCCGCAAGGAUUUCCGCAAAAUCUGCGCGGGCUUGCUACGCCGCGCUCCCGGCCGCAUCUUGAGUCGUGUGUACUUCGCAGCGCCGGGCGCCUAUAGUUUAAGCGUGCUGGAGCGUGAGUCUACAGACCUAACGCACUUGAGUGAGGCGGCCGCUCCCCUUGCGCCCGCCCCAGCGCCUCCCAGCAGUCUGGCCUCCAGUCCCGGCCCUUAUCUAGACAGUUAA
This is a messenger RNA of Chrysochloris asiatica (Cape golden mole), 1539 nucleotides long. RefSeq names its product galanin receptor 2 (gene GALR2). NCBI's taxonomy places the organism in Eukaryota, Metazoa, Chordata, Mammalia, Afrosoricida, Chrysochloridae. The coding region runs from base 1 to 1539 and encodes 512 amino acids. Gene Ontology annotation, molecular function: galanin receptor activity. The record is from RefSeq and is a predicted model, not a curated record. Gene Ontology annotation, biological process: positive regulation of cytosolic calcium ion concentration; adenylate cyclase-modulating G protein-coupled receptor signaling pathway; negative regulation of adenylate cyclase activity. Gene Ontology annotation, cellular component: membrane. The transcript has 2 exons.